This is a messenger RNA of Cynocephalus volans (Philippine flying lemur), 670 nucleotides long. RefSeq names its product mago homolog B, exon junction complex subunit (gene MAGOHB). Gene Ontology annotation, biological process: RNA splicing. The record is from RefSeq and is a predicted model, not a curated record. Gene Ontology annotation, cellular component: exon-exon junction complex; nucleus; catalytic step 2 spliceosome. The transcript is spliced from 5 exons. NCBI's taxonomy places the organism in Eukaryota, Metazoa, Chordata, Mammalia, Dermoptera, Cynocephalidae. The coding region runs from base 40 to 657 and encodes 205 amino acids.
CGUGGGCAGGCCCUUUCCGCGGGCUUCACCGUAGUAAAAAUGGCUAUGGCUAGUGAUUUCUACCUGCGCUACUAUGUAGGGCACAAGGGCAAGUUUGGACACGAGUUUCUGGAAUUCGAGUUUCGGCCGGACGGUGAGCAGAGGCCGGGCCGCCGGCUCCGCAACCUCGCGCGGUGCUGGCAAAGGGAAAAGUUCAGGAGAGGCCGCGGGCGAGGCGAGGCGGGGUGGCCGGAGCGAGCCGCGGUGGGCCUGAACGGGGUACGGUGGCAGCUACGGCCCCUGCUUCAACCGAAGGAAAGAGGAGGAAAGCUUAGAUAUGCCAACAACAGCAAUUACAAAAAUGAUGUCAUGAUCAGAAAAGAGGCUUAUGUACACAAGAGUGUAAUGGAAGAACUGAAGAGAAUUAUAGAUGACAGUGAAAUUACAAAAGAAGAUGAUGCUUUGUGGCCUCCCCCUGAUAGGGUUGGCCGACAGGAGCUUGAAAUUGUAAUUGGAGAUGAACACAUUUCUUUCACCACAUCAAAAAUAGGUUCUCUUAUUGAUGUAAAUCAGUCAAAGGAUCCAGAAGGCCUUCGAGUAUUUUACUAUUUGGUACAGGACCUGAAAUGUUUAGUUUUCAGUCUCAUUGGAUUACAUUUUAAGAUUAAACCAAUUUAAAUUGCAUGUUUUU